GAUAUUGGAACACAGCAAGCAUUACUUCAAGAAAUAUAUUCAUUAGUUUCAAAACGUCCAGAUACGGCUUGUAAUUUUCUCGAAGGAAGUCAAAUGCUCGGUGGAAAGGAUACUCGUGUUAUUUAUAGGCAUUAUGCAACUUUGUAUUUCGUUUUUGUGGUUGACGAAAGUGAAAGCGAAUUAGGAAUUUUGGAUUUAAUUCAGGUGUUCGUGGAAAGUUUGGAUCGAUGUUUUGAAAACGUGUGUGAACUUGACUUGGUUCAUAAUAUUCUUUCAGAAGUAAUUUCAGGAGGAAUGGUGCUGGAAACAAACAUAUCAGAAAUAGUAUCUUCGUACAAUGAAGCAAAUAAACUUAAGAAACGAUCUGGAACGAUAGCAACAAUUUCAGGAAGUGGUGCUGGCGCUGUUGCUCGUGAUCUGGGUGCUAACCUCGCAAAUACUGUCACGUCUACUUUACAAAAUACUGUUAGUGCAACUUUCCCUACGUUUAGAAGAAAUACUGGAUUCAAUACAUAG
Molecule: messenger RNA, 516 nt
Organism: Dentiscutata erythropus
Lineage: Eukaryota; Fungi; Glomeromycota; Glomeromycetes; Diversisporales; Gigasporaceae
Source: the annotation of a GenBank genome assembly